Triticum urartu is the source of this 1099-nucleotide messenger RNA. The record is from RefSeq and is a predicted model, not a curated record. NCBI's taxonomy places the organism in Eukaryota, Viridiplantae, Streptophyta, Magnoliopsida, Poales, Poaceae.
GCACCGAAUUAUCACACCUAGCCUUAUCCCUUUUCCCUUCUGCAUCUUCUUCCACACACACAUCUCUCUCUCUCAGCGCCCACGGCAGCUCCCAAUCCUCUACCUCGCCCUGCGCUAGAACACCUCUGCUCCUCCCUGCCCCUUGCUUCACGCACCAUGCGGCCACCGGCUCGAUAGCGGCCGUCGCUGCGGUGAAUAGGUAAAAAAAAAGCUGCAAGCUGUAAUGUGUCGUUGCCGCCAUUGGCCGGAGCGGAAGCACCGACAGGAAGGAUUACCCGUCGUGCGUGCUACAAUGGCGGCAGCAACCUGUGCUACAUGGGCCAUGGAAAAGCUGCAAUCGGCCGGCGAAAAAGCCACAACCGGCUCACAUAAGCUACAAUGGGGUGUGUUGUAAUGUUGGAACCGACGUCGAGAUUUGUUGGAAUCGGCUUCUCGAUUUGCUGGAACCGGCAAUCACACUUGCUGGAAUCUAUGUCACGAGCGUAUCAUUUUGCUGCAACCAGCCGCAGAGAUUGCUGGAACCGGCAUCCAGAAUUGCUGGAACGGGCUUCUUCUUCAACGACGCCCAUGGUGACCACGAAGACGGCGAGUGCGGGAAGCCAACGCGAGCGCGGGCGGUGCUUCAAUCUCCGACGAGGGGAUUAUGACGAGGGUCGCAGGCGUUCGUCGCAGCCUCUCUCUCUCCGGCGCGCGGCGGCUGCUCCCGAUGCGGGAGAAGAAAGAAUCAAGGAGGAAGAAGGAGGGAACGACGCGCUUGAGGGGCUGAAUCAUGAGGGGCGGAAUGCACGCAUCGUGUGGCUGUCGUGCGUCUGGUCCAAAUUUGGUCCAGCGCGCCGGCGCCUAUCAGUGUUCGUACCGGAAGGUCAAUGGAGAUGCUCGGUAUAUGUUCAAAGCGCCUGUGUGGAGGAGGUGCACACUGCCAUGGGGCAUUUUGAUUUCACUGUCACCGUUUCAGUCCAUGUAGUUCCUCCCCAUUCCCCAGUGCCUCCUUUUCCUAAAGACAUAUACGAUGUGGUAAUGCUUGGCCUACGUCAAGUAUAAAUGGUUGUAUACUUGUGUAAAUUCUGUUUCUCUUUUAUUUUGUUGCCAUCAUAGCUAA